Molecule: messenger RNA, 668 nt
Organism: Mauremys reevesii (Reeves's turtle)
Lineage: Eukaryota; Metazoa; Chordata; Testudines; Geoemydidae
Gene: SMIM28
Product: small integral membrane protein 28
Exons: 2
Coding region: 1-516 (171 amino acids)
Source: RefSeq, a predicted model, not a curated record
AUGAGGUGGCUCUUAGGCAGCAGCUGGAGGAAAUUUGGACAUGCUGACAGGGGGAACUACGACUGGUUAACUAGUGAACCAGGUGUGCCACUUCUGGAAACCCAGUUGCAGAGCAGACAUCAGAUCAGCUCAACCAAAGACGACGUAGAACCAUUUCUAUGCAUCAUCCUGCCUGCCACCAUGCUGCUCUUCCUGGCAUUCCUGCUGCUCUUCCUAUACCGCCGCUGCCAUCGACCCAGCCCCCAGGGGCAGAUCUUCAGUAUUGAUCUCCCAGAGCACCUACCUGAGCGUGAUGUGUCCGAUUUCCUUUCAGUGCUGCCCUGGAACAGUGAGCAGAAUUUCCACUACUCCACUCUGCUCCCUGAAGCCACCUUACUCACUGUAAGCUUGCCUCCAUCAUAUGAGGAGGCCACUAUGAAACCUCCUAUGGGAGAGGCUCACAUUGAGUUUUCUCAGGAUCCAGUGCCUCCUUAUGAAGAGAGUACACACUGGUCAACCAACAGUAAAACUUCCUAAGGAAACACCUUUGGCUGAAGCUUACAACCCAUCAAGGCAUAAACACGAGACACUAGUCAUUAACGUUAGUGACAAAAUUUUCAAAUAAGGAAACAAAAUUAAUUGAGGAAGGAGCUUGGAUUGAUGUGGGAUUACUUUAAUACAUUUAAUGA